ACUUCGUUAUCUCGAAUACCAUCAUCAUCAGAGAUGCUCAUCCGAGCAGUUGCUACUCGACCAGCUCACUGCACCAAAGAUACGUGCCCGGCAUCAUACUCUAUCUACGGCUAUGCGCCAAACCUCGGUGCCAAUGCAUUCUUUGUCACUCUCUUCGCCAUUAGUUGUCUAGUAUUCUGCUAUCAAGCCAAAUUAUACCGCAAUUGGAUCGGCUUCUCCAUUGCUCUCAUUCUAGGCACGGCUCUAGAAAGCAUCGCGAUCGUCCUUCAAGGUGCCGGUGGGGCCAUCUCUGCCGCUGCAGCUAGCGGCACAAACAAACAACUCCUGGAUCUAGGCGUCAAUGUCAUGAUCGCGGGCUUGAGUUCUCAGGUCGUCACUCUAGCAGUAUUUGCUGUGUUGGCGGGCAUCUUCUUCCUGAAAGUUGCUGGAGCAAAGGAGAGAUUGUCUCCUGCUGCUGGACACAUCUGGCAAGCAACAAACUUUCGCUUGACUAUUGGCUCUGCGGUCACGGCAUUUAUUCUCAUCUUUAUCAGAUGCGCGUAUCGAAUUGCUGAGCUCAAGGAUGGUUGGGGUUCUCCUAUCAUGAGAAGAGAGGGAGAAUUCAUUGUCUUGGAUUCUGUGUAA
Aureobasidium uvarum is the source of this 624-nucleotide messenger RNA. NCBI's taxonomy places the organism in Eukaryota, Fungi, Ascomycota, Dothideomycetes, Dothideales, Saccotheciaceae. The record is from the annotation of a GenBank genome assembly.